GUGAGGAAGGAGAAGAAGAAGCACUCGCAUACACGGCGUCAUGACUCGAAAGAAGCAGCUGGACCGGUCGCGUAAGUGGGCCAAGAGGAAGGGCAGCCAAGAAUCUCCAGCACCACGUGACUCGUCUUUGGCACGGAUACUGGACGAGCUGCAGACGGCAGCCUUCAAAGGUACCAUCGAUAGAGGGCAAGCUGCCUUCCUCAAGGACCUGUUGCAUCAGUCUCCUAUACUGGCCGCGGCUCACUGUGGACGUAAUGAAGCAGUUGAAUGCCUUCUAAGAGCUGGACGGGACCCAAACACUACUUCUAAGGACGGCACCACGCCAUUGAUGCUAGCAGUUGCACAAGGGCACGUUGACGUAGUCACCAGACUCCUAGAAGAAGGUGCCGACGCUUGGAUUAUCAGCAAGGACGGUAAGAGUGCCUUACAGCUGGCUGUCCAAAAUAUGAACCCGAUCCUGUUCAACUUCAUUUGGAACCAUCUGGAAAAGGCUGAUCGGGCUGCUCUGCUCAAGAGCAGCAAGUGCCUGCUACACUUGGCUUCCGAACUCGGCUGGGAUUUUUGUGUGGCCUUUCUAUUGAAAUUCCCCGAGGCUGAUGCGGAACAGAAGGGCAAGGAUGGCAAGACAGCUCUCAUGGCAGCAGCAGCCGAAGGACGAGACAACGUCGUCAUGCGCUUGCUCAAUUUUGGUGCGCAAAUUCUUCGAGAGGAUCAGUGUGGAGCCACUGCUGCAUGCUGGGCAGUUGCUAGGCGUCAUAUGAGCACGGCCAAGACCAUCUUCCUAAGAAUGACGUCUGCAGAAAAGGAAACGUACGUGCAAAAAAGGCUAUCCCUGCUCAUCUCCCCCACUACCUCUGGUCGAGACACCAGGACCUUCUACAGGGACAUGCUUUUCCGAGUCUUGGUGGCCGUUCGCCUUUUCAUGGAAAACGGCGUUCGACUUCUCCUCUCCCACAGCGUCUUCGAAGCCCUUAUAUCUUGUUGUCGUCGUCACAUGCAAGAUGCUUCCAUCUUAAACCCUAUACUUCAUAUCUGCGCUUGCUUUCUUCACGAUAAAGCGGCCUUCAGCAAAUACAUUCAACAUGAUAUGGCGGAAGCUUUUAUUGAUUCGUCAGCGCCAAACUUCAUUCUGGAGGUAUUAAGCACACACGCUCCGAAUUCUCAGACUUGCUCCACCGCGCUUUUACCGAUCCUACCCGUGAUUGAGCUUGAAGCGGGUCGCCUAUGGGUAAAACAGCACCUGAAGGCAUUGAUACCUCCUUUCCGCGAGUUCUCGCCGAAGAAGGACAUGGAUUUUUUCUGGACAGAAGGGGAAAAGAUAAAGACCUGCGUAAUGUGGGAAAGAUUUAAGGAGAGGUUCGCUCAGUUCUAUUUCGACGAAUUUGGAGUCCUUUUGGAAAUCGUAGAGCCUAUUAUCCCGGAGGAAGCGAAAGGUACGCUGUCCAGAAAGAGGGCACCAGUCAUAGGUACAAACAAGAGCCCUCCAACCAAGAAAAAAACGUCGAAUAAGAGGUCUCCACGGCAGCAACUUCAAGUUUCAUUUCGAGAUACGUUUCGAAUGUCAAAGAGAGAGAGAGUCGGGAUUGCGACUAAAAACGCAGAUUUGGCUACCUUCGAUAUAGUCCCCACUGCGCCUCCGUCGACGCCCUCUGCGGCAGGCCAACUCCGAGGAUAUGCCAAUGCGGUGAAGAACAAUCUGCCGAAACGAGAAGCCCUUCUUGAAGGCCCGUGCAACGCUCAAGCGUCUAAUUUCCAAGAAGUGAAAAAUUCGAAAGAACCCUGUAACAAAAAUCUGCUGAACGACCUUGUGUUGGACAAAAUGACUGAAACGAAGCCAACUACUGCUGGAAGUCGUCCUGUUCAAAGUAGAUCGUUUCCCUUACGUCGUUCCAACAGCGCUCCUUCUCUGAAGAACUCAAUGUAUUCAGUAUCGGCUUUUAACCCAUUUCACAGCAAAAAAAUUGAGCCUCUGUCACGAGCCAUUGAAACGUUAUCAUCAAGUUGGAACGCCACCAUGGGAGAUACAGCUGAUAAUCCUCGUUUCGUGUCGCAAUGUGGCGCUGACGCCGGUAAAGCUGACAGAUGUCGGGAGACGAAGCUACCUUGUCAGCUGUUACACGCCUUACAAGAGAGUGUGCUUCGCGAUAUCCUCAAGACAGAACAGAUGAAGUCGCUUAACAAAGAAGAAACAGCCAUGUCUUUAGCGGAAGCCAUGCUAAAAGCCAUGAACAAGGUCGCUAAAGUAGAUGCUGCGAGUGAAGAGGCUCGCCACAGUAACGUAGUGGCUGAAGUACGGCGUGUCGAUUCGGUUGAUACCAUAGAAUGUUCGUCAUGGUGGAAAAUGACAGAUAAGCUCGAUAUUGGGGAGACGCCCGUUUUAUCUGCUUCGUGGACGUCAGAAAAUCAGCGAUGGAAGCAGGGAUAUCAAGAACUUGCUAAUUCACCAGAAGGAACACUCGUGCAUGUCAAAGGAAUCUUCUACAAAGAUACGAAGAGGCUAUCCCUCAUGCGUGGAAAAUACAGUAUUUUAGGGGGAAAGAUGGAAGUUUUUCUGGCUAUGACGAAGAGCGGAAUGGAACUCCUGCUGAAGAAGAUCGAACUUCAGUCCGAUAUCCCGAAAGCUCUGAAUCGUAUCAGCAGCUUCCAGAAGUUAAACAUUACGCAUCGUAACUUAAUUUUUCCUCACGUCACGUGCUUAUGUUCGCAGCAAACACAAGCGUGUUACAUAGUGUGGCCACCGCAGGAAAGGAACCUCUCCGAGCACGUAGCGUUGCUCAAAGAAAUCAAGUACCCUUUGAUUGAAUGGGGCAGGACUGCGGCUACGCAAAUCUUAGAUGGACUCACAUUUCUGCACAUUCGAUCACAGCCAAUCCUGCAUGGCAGACUUAAGCCGUCCAACGUUCUGGUAUCAUCCAAGGGUCAUAUAUUGCUGACUGACUUUGGUCUUCAAGAAAUCGCGCCUGAUAUACCGUUUGGAUUUGUUACCAGAGAUCAUCAGGAAGAUACCCUCAGUGACGCAAGCUGGAGGCCAAGGGAACUUAUAUACGCCGUCACCGAAGAUAUGGCCCAAACAUGUUAUUCCGCUGCGUCGGAUAUGCAGAUGGCUGGUAUGGUGACGUACUUUCUGAUGAGCGGUCUCCACCCUUUCGGGAACCAUGAUGAGGAAUGUCAGACGAACAUUCUUCGGGGUUUCAGUUGUAUGCGACGUCUGGCUCCAGAUAUAGACGACCUCAUUCACCACCUCAUCACACUUGAGCCUGAAUACAGAUUAUCUGCUGUGCAAGCCUCCAGGCAUCCUGCAUUUUGGGGUGCGAGGAAACGUCUGUUCUUUCUCUCUGCUGUAGCCCUCGAGGUAGACCGUGAUCGCAGGACUUCUGAAGAUGCUGUCAGGCAGCUAGAAACAUUUGCCAAUACACCUGAUUGGUUGCAGAAAAUUCCGGUUCGUGUAGUAUCAGACAUCUUCGGGUUGACAACGCCUCAUGCUACUACUUGCAAUCUGCUGCAUGUCAUUAGACGCUGCACGCUUCAUUACGAAAGUCUAUCUGCCGAAGCACGUGAGAGCAUACGACAGCCAGAGAAGUUCUUCUUGGACAAAUUGCCAAGAAUUUUCAUGGAUGUUCACACCGUUGUUCGUCGGACUUACUUACGUACUUGCACAAACAUUGAAGCAUUUUUCUGACUGGUGCGGUACAUACCAAAUAGGGAGGAGAAAAAUCUGUUAUAGGCUGUAUGUUCAUGUUUAUUUCACGGCUACAGUAACAGACGAUCAGCACAUCGUCGUAUUUUGUUGCAGCCAGAGUGAUUGUGGCGCUCGGUUAGGUCAGCCAUUACUGGAUGGCGUUACUUUACAAACCUGUACCAGAUAUGGAAUAAACGCAUCGUCAUUUGCACGACAACCAU
Molecule: messenger RNA, 3900 nt
Organism: Ornithodoros turicata
Lineage: Eukaryota; Metazoa; Arthropoda; Arachnida; Ixodida; Argasidae
Exons: 18
Coding region: 41-3679 (1212 amino acids)
Biological process (GO): protein phosphorylation; mRNA processing
Molecular function (GO): RNA nuclease activity; protein kinase activity; protein binding
Source: RefSeq, a predicted model, not a curated record